Acanthosepion pharaonis is the source of this 3453-nucleotide messenger RNA. Lineage: Eukaryota; Metazoa; Mollusca; Cephalopoda; Sepiida; Sepiidae. The record is from the annotation of a GenBank genome assembly.
AUGCUACGCAACCUUUUCACUCAGGUUGAAUUAGGAGACCGCACCCCAUCGCAGUUAUUGAGGCACAUGCGAACCUUACUGGGUGACAACAAAAUGCCCGAAAACAUUAUGCGGAGCUUAUGGCUGGACAAGUUACCCACUACAACAACACAAAUCCUCGCACCCAUGACGGAGGAAACGCAGACAGAAAAACUCGCGGACAUUGCAGAUCGGAUCCAUGAAAGUUUUUCGAAGCCGCAGGUGAACAUUCUUUCACCCUCUCUUUCUCAUCUCUCGCUCGCUACACAUAGUCCUAGUUUCUCUCACAUUCCCAGUUCCUUUCUUUCUCUUUUCUUCCGCAGCUUUUUCCACGGACAAUUUCAUUUUUCUCCAGAAAUCGUUUUGCAUUUUCUUCAAUUAACCUUUCCUUUUCUUCCUUUUGUUCUUUCUGAAAUUUCAGUUGUUCUUUCCGAAAAACUUCUUCACUCUCUUUUUGUUCUUUUUGAAGUCAGAAUUCCUUCGUUCAGAUCUCAUUACCAUGAAAAAAUUCAAAGACAACUAAGAGACACAAUCGAGAACUGUUAUAAACUCAGCUCCAAAAAUUUACCUAAAAUCCCAUCUUGGAUAAAAGCAAAUGAAUCAUGCGCAGAAACGUAUGAGGAAAAAAUCACAGUUGAUACAUGUGGAUAUGAUGAACACAAUGGCUACAUUUCAGGAGUUACACAUUUAGCUCCUUGUAAAUUUUUUUACACAGAAAAAAUUACAGCUAUUCAGUCAUAUGUCUAUGAAGGAACCUAUAUAUAUAUAUUGGGCACAAGCAAUGGACAUCUUUUAAAAAUUGCAAAUAUUGAAAAGUUCCAGUUAAUUAUGGAUAAUGACAUCAGCCAAGGCAGAGGUGAACCAAUUCAAAAAGACAUGGAACUGGACACCAAUAAAACUCAUGUUUAUGUCAUGAGUGGCUCAAAUGUGAUCCGAUUUCCUCUAAAAUCUUGCAGUAUUUAUACAAAUUGUUCCAGUUGUGUAACAAGUAAUCAUCCCCUCAACUGUGGCUGGUGUCAUGAUAAAUGCACAACAUCAAAUGAAUGCAGUAAUGGUUGGAGUCCGGACAGCUGUGUUCCUCAAAUUACAUCUAUCAGGCCAAUAAAAGGUCCAGUAGAAGGUGGUACAAAGUUGACAAUUAAAGGAAAAUAUUUUGCAAAUGGUAUUACUGAAAUGGAAAUCACUGUCAAAGUUGGCAAUGUACCUUGUUCAGUGAAGGAAUACAAUGCUACAACCAUUAUUUGCAACACAUCAAAGGACAAUAAAAACAAUAAAAAGGGAAACAUUCAUGUGAAAAUCAGGACCAUAAGUACUCAGACCAACCAAUUAAAGAUUGAAGGAGAAGACAUAAGUAAAGAAAUCUUCUACUUUUUGGUUCCAGAGAUCUACAAUUUCACUCCAACAUCUGGGCCCAAAUCUGGUGGCACAGAGUGCAACAUUACUGGUACCAAUUUGGACAUAGGAUCAACAUACAAUUUAUAUAUAGGUGACAAAGAAGUCUUAAUUCAAAUGAGAACACAAAACAAGAUCAUUGCCAUAACCAAAAAAGUGAACAGCUUAAUCACGAAUCAAUUAAAAUUACAAAUUGAUGGUAAAACUUUAUUUUCAAAAAAUUCCUACAGCUUUAAGCCUGAUCCUACAAUCGUUAAUGUCAAGCAUUCAACAAAUACAAUUAAAAGUGGUGGCAUUGAAAUAGUAUUUAUUGGGAAAAAUCUUAAUACUGUACAGAAUCCAAUGUUGAGCGGUGUUGUUGUGAAAACAAAAGCUCAUUUACCAGCUGAGAAAUGUACUGCAAAUAAAGAUGGCACCAAACUCUACUGCAAAACUCCUACCUUGAAUGACAGUUCAUCUGAUACCAUUUCUGUAGAUCUUCGAUUACACAUGGAUGGUGUAAAAGAAUUGUACAAUUUUGCUACCACAUACCCUAAAUACAGUCGAAUAAAUUAUUAUAAUGAUCCAGUUCUGUACAAGUUUGAUUCUGAACAGAAUAUUUUUUUCUAUGGCAAGACAAGCAAGCCAGUUGUAAUUAAGGGUAAUUAUAUCACUGAUAUUGUAAAGAAAGAGGAUAUCAACAUAACAAUUGGAUACAGAACCUGUCCAAUUACAUCACUGACAAACAAGGCCAUUUACUGUAAGCCUUCAUCAGUACCACCAGAGAAUGCAGAUCAGCAUAAGUUUCAAGUCCGAGUCAAAAUUGGUUACAGAAAUUAUAAUAUUGGUUGGCUCAUCUUUACCUCAUCCAGCUCAUCUCAAGUGAAUAUUCUUAUCAUUGUUCUGGUUGUGAUUUUAAUCUCUGUUGUCAGUGUUAUUACGGCCCUCUUUUACUACAUGUGGAAAAAGAAAUUGUUAUUCUUUAAGGAAAGGAGACGUUUACCUACAGCCAGGUACACAACAAAUGAUCAGGUCCACUUUGGUGAAAAUGGUAGAUUGAUUACUGCUGGUAAUGAAUACACAGAACGUCAAAACUUUCAACCUGUGGCAACAGUUGAUAGUGGAGCCACAAAUUGUCCAGGGAUUGAUGAAAAUAUUCUCUUAGUGUUAGGAGAUAAAAAACUUCUUAUCCCAAAAGAGUCAUUGCAAAUUACAGAAAAAAUUGGUCAAGGUCAUUUUGGCCGUGUUUAUCGUGCCUUGUAUCGAAAACCUGGGGAGAAGGGAGAAAUGUGUGUGGCUGUAAAAACUCUUCACAAAGAUCAUCCAAGAGAUAUGGAUGUUCAAGGAUUUUUGGAUGAAGCUUUAAUUAUGAAGGAUUUUGAUCAUGAAAAUAUUCUCUCCUUGAUUGGAAUCUGUUUAGGCAAAGACCACAUGCCAUUGGUAGUGCUCCCUUACAUGGCACAUGGGGAUCUUCUCUCAUACCUCAGAAAUGUAAACAAUCAACCAACAGUGAAAGAUUUAAUUGUAUUUGGCAUCAGCAUUGCAUCUGGGAUGGAUUAUUUGGCAAGCCUCAAGUUUGUCCAUCGAGAUUUGGCAGCUCGAAAUUGCAUGUUAAAUGAUAAACUAGUAGUAAAAGUAGCAGACUUUGGUUUGUCACGUGAUAUAUAUGAGCGGGAUUAUUACAGCAGUGAUAAUAAAAAAUCCAAGUUGCCUGUCAAGUGGAUGGCCUUAGAAAGUUUGGAAAAUGGCACCUACAAUACAAAAACAGAUGUUUGGUCAUAUGGUGUGGUGUUGUGGGAACUGUUUACUAGGGGAGUUAACCCAUACCCAACUGUUGACAACUGGGAUAUGCCAAAGUAUCUAAAAUUAGGUAGAAGAAUGGACAAACCUGAUUACUGUCCAAACAGAAUUUAUGAUAUUAUGCUUCGCUGUUGGGAAUUUGACCAGAACUUACGACCUGAUUUUGCAACAAUUAUUAAUGAACUAACUGAAUUGAGUGAAAUGGAGAAACACAAGGACCUCCCAUGUUAUCAAAAGACACCUUAUGAAAAUGUAGAAUAUUGA